UUUGUAGGCCGUGGACUUUGUCGCGCACUCGACAAAACUCCAUCAGUGCGAUUAAGCCCAGUAUUGCUGGCUUGCCUACCACCACUCUUUAAGAGGGAGGGAUCCAUCCAUUUCACUUCCGUCCUCAACUCCCUCACGGCCAUGAACUCCACCGACGAAGUUCGUAACAUCAGCGGCGUUUUCGAAGGUCUUUCCUAUCCAAAUCCUCUGGUUUUCAUCACAGGAAUUGCUGCUGCGGUCUUCCUCGCGGUGCUUCUUUCUGCGGAGAAAAGAGAUCACAAGGGACCAAAGAGAUGGCCUCUGGUCGGUUCUUACUUCCAAGUCGUGAAGAACUUCCCAGUGCUUCACGACUGGUUCCUUAGCUAUUUCAGCAGCGAGUGUAGGACGAUUGCAGUGGACUGGGGGACCUUCUACAACAUUCUCACGGUCGACCCUGCCAAUGUCGAGCACAUUCUCAAGACAAAUUUUGCUAACUAUCCCAAGGGACGUGUCUCGCACGCCAGGAACUACGACUUUAUGGGAGAUGGAAUCUUCAAUUCGGACGGGGAGAUGUGGAAACGGCACCGCAAACUUGCAAGCUACGAAUUUUCGUCCAAGAAGGUGAACGAGUACAGUGGCCAAGUUUUCAGGAAGGCUGCUGUGAGAAUGAUGGAAGUGUUGGAAAAUAUUGCAAGCAAGAAAACCUCUUUCGACUUCCAGGACAUAUCCAUGCGAAUGACAUUAGAUUCUAUCUGCGAGGUUGCGUUUGGAGUGGAACUAAACACUCUGUCACCUUCCUUACCAGCAGUUCCCUUCGCAGCUUCUUUCGACCGAGUUAACGAGCUGAUCGUGCGUCGCUUAAUCGGGCCAGUGUGGAAAAUCCUACGAGCUCUCAACCUGGGCUCUGAGCGGGAGCUAAAGAACCAGAUCCAGGUACUGGACUCAUUCACGUUCCAGGUGAUCGAAAACCGACGACAAGAGAUUGAAGCCUGCGAGAAAUCUGGCAAGGAAUACGAAAGGCAGGACCUCUUGUCCCGAUUCAUGACUUCCACUGGAGCAAGCGAUGCGUAUCAUGACAGAGAGCUUCGUGACGCCAUCCUCAACUUCAUAAUUGCUGGACGAGACACGACGGCCAUCACUUUGUCCUGGUUUAUCUACUGCAUUUGCAACAAUCCUCGAGUGGCCAAAGAGAUUCGCCUCGAGUUAGACCGGACCUUUGGGAGUGAGAGCAACACACUCACUUUCAGUGCCUUCGCACAGCUCCUCUCCACUGAGAAUCUUCGCACGCUUCACUACUUGCACGCGUGCAUCAGCGAGACUCUUCGUUUAUACCCGCCGGUACCACGAGAUGGAAAGUAUGCAGCCAACGAUGAUGUUCUUCCGGACGGGACUAAAGUUAAACGUGGGGAUUCUGUGGCUUACGUGCAAUACUCCAUGGGAAGAAUGGAGUUUCUGUGGGGACCUGACGCUCUAGAGUUUAAGCCGGAGAGGUGGAUUAAAAACUCCGAAUACCAGCCUCAAUCACCAUUCGUCUACACCGCAUUCCAGGCCGGGCCGAGAAUUUGCUUGGGAAAGGAUGCCGCUUACUUGCAGGCCAAGAUCACUGCCGCGAUGCUCAUGAGGUUCUUUAACUUUGAGCUAGUGAAGGAUCACGUUGUCCACUACAGGCUGCUCAUGGUGUUAGCAAUGGUGAAUGGUAUCAAAGUUAAUGUCUCCACGCUAUAGCUUGCGAUAGAAAUAUAAUUCCGGUUCAAGACA
Molecule: messenger RNA, 1737 nt
Organism: Selaginella moellendorffii
Lineage: Eukaryota; Viridiplantae; Streptophyta; Lycopodiopsida; Selaginellales; Selaginellaceae
Product: cytochrome P450 704B1
Exons: 6
Coding region: 142-1704 (520 amino acids)
Molecular function (GO): heme binding; monooxygenase activity; oxidoreductase activity, acting on paired donors, with incorporation or reduction of molecular oxygen
Source: RefSeq, a predicted model, not a curated record